Molecule: messenger RNA, 1533 nt
Organism: Portunus trituberculatus (swimming crab)
Lineage: Eukaryota; Metazoa; Arthropoda; Malacostraca; Decapoda; Portunidae
Exons: 2
Coding region: 144-1343 (399 amino acids)
Source: RefSeq, a predicted model, not a curated record
AACGACAGCAAGUCAUCUACCAGACCGUCAACCAACCCCAACAGGUCACCGUCACCAGGACAGUAACUGGCACUUGCGGACAAACAGGAUACAACUACAACAGACCCUCUACUCCCUUCAAUUACGGAAAAUAAUUUUCAGAGAUGAUGUGGACACCAUUGGUGCUGCUGCUGGUGGUCUUCACCCGGGGACUUGCUGGAGAAAGGUUUGGCGGUGGAAAUGGCCUGCAAGCAUCCUUUGGUGGUGGAUAUUUGCCGCCCCAAACCUCAUACUGCCAGCCCUCCACUGUAUACCGCACACAAACUCAAUAUUCCACUCAAGUGAUUCCUUCAACGGUCUACAACACCAGAGUGCAGUACAUCACCCAAACGGACUACAGGACGCAGCAGGUGUACACUACUGUCUAUUCUGAGGUCGUUCGCACACAAGUUGUUCCAUCAGUCGUGUACCAGACAGUGACGGUGACCCGCACGCAAGAGAAUGUGCGCACCCAGGUAGUUACGCUCCCUCCUCAGGUCAACUACGUCACACGCACACAAGAAGCUAUCCGCACCCAAGUCCAGUACCAGACCAGGUAUUCCACCCGCAUCCAGCAAGUACCCACCACCGUCAUUAGGAACGUGGUGUCCACCCAGGUGGUGCCCCAGCAGGUUUACAGCACCAUCUACCAGACCCAGACAAUCACCAGCACACAACAGCUUCCAGGACAGACCCGCACAAUAUACAGUACUGAAUACAGAACUGCUUACUCUACAGUCGUCGUUCCAGCACAGGAUGUUUACAGAACCACCACCGUGUACAGGACCAACGUUGUCACCCAAACCAUCUCUCAGCCAGGACAGACAAGAGUCAUCACCAGCACUCAAGUGGUGCCUGUCACCACCACCAUUUACUCUGAGGUGGUGCUCACCAACACACAGACCCAGUACGUCACCCGUACACAGGUGGAGCAGCAGGUGUCCACCGUCUACAGCACACAGCAGGUGCCUCAAUACGUCACCAGGACGGUGACGGUGCCCCAACAGGUGGUGAGGACUCAAGUAUCGACACAGAUCGUGCCAACAACCAUUUACUCUCAGCAAACGAUCCAAACAACUGUAUACCAGCCAGGUCAGACCCAAUACGUGACGAACACACGCACAGACUACAGUACUCAGUACCUUCCAGGCAGGACCCGCACCCAGUACGUCACUAACACCGUCUAUAACACCAACUACGUUACCUCCACAGUCUACAACAAAGUGUACAACACCAUCACCGCCACCUCCACCGUCAAACCUAACUGCAAUACUGGCUACAACUACAACGCUCCAAGCAGGCCAUUCAAUCCUUAUAACGGUUAAGUAGUUGACAAAAAUAUUACUUUUAAUCAGGGAUCGUAGAGACCCACGGAAGUGUUCCAGCCAUUUGCACGUGUGUGAAUAACUGUCUAUUAUAAUUUUACAUUUAUAAGAUGUGCAUCAAAGCUGGUUUUUACAAACGACUUUAUUUCUGAAACUAAUUGCCAUGAAAUUAAAAUAUGUGUUACAGUUA